AUUCAUUCUUCCGUAGCGAUAUUUAAGACAACGCAUUCUUAAUCACCGCCUCUUUUACAUCAUCCAAGGCCACGUGUGCAACUUAUCACUGUUGAAUCGCUCGGCAACUUUUCAAAUAUGCCUCCAAAGAAGGACGAAAAGAUCCACAUCAAUAUUGUCGUCAUCGGUCAUGUCGACUCUGGAAAAUCAACUUCUACUGGACAUUUGAUCUACAAAUGUGGUGGUAUAGACAAGCGUACAAUCGAAAAAUUCGAGAAAGAAGCUGCSGAGAUGGGCAAAGGUUCUUUCAAGUAUGCUUGGGUAUUGGACAAACUUAAGGCCGAGCGCGAGAGAGGUAUCACCAUUGAUAUCGCCCUGUGGAAAUUCCAAACUAGCAAAUAUGACAUUACCAUCAUUGAUGCYCCUGGCCAUCGUGAUUUCAUCAAGAACAUGAUCACUGGAACAUCACAGGCUGACUGUGCUGUCUUGAUUGUUGCUUCUGGAACUGGUGAAUUCGAAGCUGGUAUUUCAAAGAACGGCCAAACCAGAGAGCACGCYCUUCUCUCUUACACCCUUGGUGUUAAACAGAUGAUUGUGGGAUGUAACAAAAUUGACAGCACYGAGCCACCAUACAGCGAGCCCCGAUUCAACGAAAUCAAGAAAGAAGUAUCAAAUUUCUUGAAGAAGACCGGCUAUAACCCAAAAGCUGUCAUCUUUGUACCAAUCUCAGGAUGGCACGGUGAUAACAUGAUUGAACCAUCGACAAAGAUGCCUUGGUUCAAGGGAUGGACUGUUGAACAGGUCUUAGAAAAAGGCAAGGAACCUAAGGUUUCAAAGGGCAACACCCUCCUAGAAGCUCUUGACACUAUCAUCCCCCCAAAGAGACCCACUGACAAGCCUCUUCGACUUCCUCUUCAAGAUGUGUACAAGAUUGGAGGUAUUGGAACUGUCCCAGUUGGCCGUGUGGAGACCGGUAUCUUGAAGCCUGGUAUGGUUGUCACUUUUGCACCAACCGCAAUCACUACUGAAGUCAAGUCUGUCGAGAUGCAUCACGAGGCUCUCACUGAAGCCAUCCCCGGAGACAAUGUUGGUUUCAACAUCAAGAAUGUCUCCGUGAAAGAGAUCAAAAGAGGAAAUGUUGCUGGUGACAGCAAAGCUUCACCACCAAAAGCAGCUGAGAACUUUGAUGCCCAGGUAAUUAUCCUGAAUCACCCUGGUGAGAUCCAUGUUGGAUAUUCCCCAGUGCUGGACUGUCAUACCAGUCAUAUUGCCUGCAAGUUUGCUGAAUUCAAGGAGAAGAUCGACAAGCGAUCUGGUAAAAAACUUGAAGAAAACCCUAAAAUGUACAAAUCGGGAGAAGCUGGUAUUAUCACUCUAAUCCCAUCCAAGCCAAUGUGCGUGGAGGCAUUCUCAGAAUUCCCACCCCUUGGACGUUUUGCUGUCCGUGACAUGAAGCAGACAGUUGCCGUCGGUGUUAUUAAGUCUGUUAAAUACAAGGAAGGAGGUGCAGGAAAGGUCACCAAGGCCGCACAGAAAGCCGGCAAGAAGAAGUAAAGGCAGUAAUUACAUCAUAUUAAAAUGCAGUUCAUGUUGUAAUUUUGUUUGGUUUUGGUAUUGUCACGACUCGAGAAGCGAGUUAAAGCGACUAUUAAAAUAGACAGAAUCCUUAA
Messenger RNA from Exaiptasia diaphana, 1649 nucleotides. Its product is annotated as elongation factor 1-alpha. The transcript has 7 exons. Gene Ontology annotation, molecular function: GTPase activity; translation elongation factor activity; GTP binding. NCBI's taxonomy places the organism in Eukaryota, Metazoa, Cnidaria, Anthozoa, Actiniaria, Aiptasiidae. Gene Ontology annotation, biological process: translation; translational elongation. The record is from RefSeq and is a predicted model, not a curated record. The coding region runs from base 118 to 1533 and encodes 471 amino acids.